AUGAAUCCAGGAAACAUGAUAACUAAUCCGAUUACACAAAGUACUUUUUUAGGUAAUAUACAAGAAGGACAACAAGUUGUGGUUGCUGACAAUAACAAUACAGAAGGAGAAAAGGAUAAAUUAGAUGAAGAUGAUGAAUUCCAUAUUCCAAAACGAAAUAAAACUUCUGAAGCUUGGGAGGACUUCAACGAAUUUGAAGAAAAUGGCAAUUACUAUGCCAUUUGCCGUUACUGCAAUAAAAAGCUAUCAAGGGGUAAAUCAAAGCAAACAUCUAGCAUGUGGUGGCACUGGAACUCAUGUCCAUCUAGAAAAGCAAGUUUAAGACAAGCUGCACAACAAACAAAAUUGAACUUUCAACCGGCUAAUAACGCAUUUCCUACUGUACCACCUUUGCAUACCGAGAAAUUUGACAUGGAGAAAAUGAGAGAAGCAGCUGCACAUUGGAUUUUGAUGCACGAACAUCCCUUUACCAUUCUGGAAGAAGAAUGUUUGAAUAUUUUUCUAAAGCGUGGAAUGUCCGAGUGGCAGAAGAUCACCAGAGGAGUAGCAAAAAAUGAUUGUGUAGCAGUCUAUGAACUUGAGAAAAAGAAGCUGAAGAACAAGUUGAGAAAUGUGAAAAAGAUUGACUCGGAUUGGAAGCUACAAAAGAGAGUGCUCAACUUUGUUCACAUGCCACCUCCUAGACGAGAGGUUGAGAUUGCUGCUUCACUCUUCAAGUGUAUGAAGGAUUGGGGUAUCAAGCAGAAGAUACACACAAUUUCAGUUGACAAUGCUUCGGCCAAUGAUGUGGCUAUUAGAGUUUUGCGGGAUGAUUUUAGUAGAUCGAAAAAGCUAUUAGGUGGUGGCAAGUUGUUUCAUGUUCGAUGCUAUGCGCAUAUCUUGAACCUUAUUGUUCACAUCAGCAUUUCUGAGAUUGUGGAUAUUGUAAACAAAAUUAGAAACAGUGUCGAUUUUGUCAAUUGCUCAGAGACUAGAUUAUUGUUGUUCGCUGAGAUUGCACAACAACUUCAAAUAUUGGGGAAGAAAUUGCUUUAUGAUUGUCGAACAAGAUGGAAUGCCACCUUCGAAAUGCUAAGUUGUGCUAUGAAGUUCAAAGAUAUUUUUCCUCAUUUUCAAGAUAGAGAGCCAUUCUAUGAUUCUUGUCCAGCUUAUGAGGAUUGA
Molecule: messenger RNA, 1161 nt
Organism: Coffea arabica (coffee)
Lineage: Eukaryota; Viridiplantae; Streptophyta; Magnoliopsida; Gentianales; Rubiaceae
Product: zinc finger BED domain-containing protein RICESLEEPER 2-like
Source: RefSeq, a predicted model, not a curated record